GGCGCCUUUUGCUGUUCCUGCAUGUCAAGAAGGAGUGGGGAGGAGGCACUGCUUCAAUUCAAACAUCUAAUGCAUGAAAAUAACAACACGCUGGUUUUGUGGGACAAUACGCCUGUCUUUCAUUACUCUAGUUAACGGCCUUCAACGUUAAUUUACACCGACAUGGCUCCGUUCAGUGUGUUAACAGCAAGUGUUAGCCUGUUGGCUAAGUCCUUCAGUGUCUUCUCCUGCACAAGCACCCUGGCAAGGUGUACCAGUGUCCUCCCCGCUGCAUACGUCAACCCAGUGAAAUGUCUGACUUCUCAGGCCAGCGGCCCUCCAAAGAGACCUCUGAAUGGAUAUUUUAGAUAUUUUAUGGAACAGAAGCCAAUCAUGAUCAGACAAAACCCAGAAAUCAAAACAGUGGAUAUCAUCAGGAAGGUUGCCCAACAGUGGAGAACUAUGACCCCACAACAGAAACAGCCGUUUCAGGAGGCCUCUCUGCGGGCCAGGGAGCAGUUUAAGGUGGACUUCCAGCGCUACCAGGCCCAGCUGACCCCAGCACAGGUCCAGCAGCAAGCCCUGGAGAAGAGGCAGAAGAUGGCCAAAAGGAAAGCAAUCCGCAAGAAGAGAGAGUUGAAUAGCCUGGGAAAACCCAAACGUCCUCGCACUUCGUUUAACAUCUUCAUGUCAGAGCACUAUGAGGAGGCCAGAGGAACCACCACACAGGCAAAGAUGAAGUCGCUGUUGGAGGACUGGACGAUCCUGUUGAGCCACCAGAAACAGGUCUACACACAGCUGGCCCAGGAUGACAAAAUUCGCUAUAAGAAUGAGAUAAAGUCGUGGGAGGAGCACAUGGUGGACAUUGGCCGUGAAGACCUGAUCCGAGAGCAGACCCUGUCUAUCAAGAAAAGACUCGCUGACCCGACUCAUGCAGCCAAGAAAACAACAAAGAAAGCUAAAGGGAAGAAGGCCACUGCCAAAGGAAAGUCCAAAACAACCAGGAAGACAACGAAAAGUAGCUCUGCAAAAACUGUCAGGACUAACAAGACCACCGACACCAAAUAGGAUGUGUGUAUCUACUGAGUCUAGAGGGAAAAAAGAGUGUUGAAGACAGCUGAAGACAGGAGUUCUGGCGACAUAGGCCUGUGCUCUGUUUGUGACUUUCAUUUUCAAGGAAAAACAAAAAAACAAAACAAAGUGAGCUGUUGUCAUUCAUGUUUAAACAGGCCAAUCCUUUCACAGCAUUCAGAGGAAUUAAGAUCAUUUUACAACAUUGCAGUCACAACUCUUUCUAGUUAACAUGACACCAAGUGAAUCCUGAACAGGAUUGUUACCAGCUACAGUGUGAGCUUAUUCUCAUCCACUCUACAAACACACAUCUGGCUUUGAGUGGUUGAAUGGUGUAGACUGGGACUUCGAAGUGAUGAAAUGAAUGAUUGUAAAAGCUUAGACAUUUGAGUGAGGCGUGAAAGUGAUUCUAGGAGGAAAAGUUACUUUUUACUGUCUGCAGUGUUUAAGUUUUCUGAGUGUUACCACAGUAAACAUGAGGGAAAUGUAAAGGUUACUAUUGCCGUCCCAAGAAAAACCACACGUUUCUAUUUUUGGUAGAGUGUUAAUGUAAAGAAUAAGUCUACUCUGAUUCUCUAUUUUCUUGUCAGCAAAUCCACGAAAAGUCCAAAACGGUGUGUUUGUCUCACAGUACUUCCUGACUUCUCUACUGUAAGCCUCAGCUCAAAGCCCAAUGGUUCCUACUGAAGAAAAAAAAAAAAAAAUACC
Seriola dumerili (greater amberjack) is the source of this 1758-nucleotide messenger RNA. It is a transcript of the gene tfam, whose product is annotated as transcription factor A, mitochondrial. The transcript is spliced from 7 exons. NCBI's taxonomy places the organism in Eukaryota, Metazoa, Chordata, Actinopteri, Carangiformes, Carangidae. Bases 163 to 1047 code for a protein of 294 amino acids. Gene Ontology annotation, molecular function: transcription cis-regulatory region binding. The record is from RefSeq and is a predicted model, not a curated record.